Messenger RNA from Archocentrus centrarchus (flier cichlid), 2836 nucleotides. RefSeq names its product zinc finger BED domain-containing protein 1-like. The transcript has 2 exons. Lineage: Eukaryota; Metazoa; Chordata; Actinopteri; Cichliformes; Cichlidae. Gene Ontology annotation, molecular function: DNA binding; protein dimerization activity. Bases 258 to 2318 code for a protein of 686 amino acids. The record is from RefSeq and is a predicted model, not a curated record.
CAUAUCGCACGCAGGUUUCGGGGAUAUCUGCAUGCCUGCAGGAUGAAAUACAGAUUUUCUUUAAAAUCGAGCCUUCGGUAAAAUUAUAUACACAGCUACCUCACUAUCACGUUUUUUUAGGGCACGUGUCGAAGUGUAACAGGCAACAGACAGUUUUAAUUACCUCCCGUCUUUAUUUUAUUUUUUUUAAUCAUUCCAGUAACAGUCGUUGCUAACAUCUGCUAGCUUGCUAAAGUUUGGAUCAGAAGAAAGGAAGCAUGAAGCGCACGGGGAGGAGACGCAGCUCCGUGUGGGACUGCUUUGAACAAACGGGAAACUUUGUCCGCUGCAUGAAAUGCAACGCAACGCUGAAGUACUGCGGCGGAGCCACGACCACCAUGAUGAACCACAUGAGCAGGUACCAUUCAUCCGCAACGCCGCUGGACGAGGACGAGAAACCCGUGAUUUGCACUGUUAAGUGCAUCGAGGAGGAGAUGCAAGCUUCCAACAGUUCGGACAUCGCGCAAGUCACUCAAGUCAUGUCACCCAACAUAAACACAACUACCAGCAACCCUCCGGAACGGGACUGCGGCGAGAGGAAACGCCUGAAGCGGAGCUCGGUUUGGGACAUCUUUAUCAAAGUGGACGACGAGGUUCACUGCACGAUGUGCGACACGAAGCUGAAAUACAGAAGCAGCACCACCAGCAUGAUGUACCACAUCAAAAACAAGCACCAGGACGCAGUACCUAACGACGGCGUGACGCUUGCAACGCACGCAGAGGUGACGGAGCUAAUCUCCAGAAUGAUAGAGAAGGACAUGCUUCCCAUCAGCAUGGUUAGCGGCGAUGGUUUUCGUGAUCUACUCGCCUACACUGUCCAUAAUUAUAAAAUGCCAUCUGUUAGUGAUGUUACACGUAUUAUUGAAGGCCAUUUCCAUGAGAAGAUGGAAGAGAUUCUGGUGCAUCUGGGCAGAGUGGAGAAAGUGGCUCUCACUGCAGAUUUCUGGACAGGUCUCACCUUUCAGAGGUACAUGACAGUAUCAUGCUCAUUUAUAACAGAAGACUGGCAGGGGAGGUCAGCUGUGCUGCAGACACACAAAGUUUUAGUAGAGAGCAACUCUACUGCAGACAGCAUCACGGAGACUCUGCUCAGCACUGUGCAGGCGUGGGGUAUCACUGGUAAAGUGACUUCAUGUGUUCAUAACAACAUGCAAAACAUCUUACCAGUCCAAGCAUGUAGCCGUGUCACCUGGGACUACGCAACUUGCUUUGCCACAAUACUCCAGCUGGCAGUCGGUGAUGGGCUGGGUGAAGAUUUACUCCGCAUCAUCAUUGCUGCCGGGAAACUAGUAAAGCACUUCAAUCACAACUUGCAGGCGAGUGAGGCCUUGGAACAGAAGCAAGUUCAGAUGUGCCUGCCACAGCGCAAGCUCAUCCAAUCAAGCAAGGCUAGAUGGGACACUAUCUGCGACAUGUUUGAACGGCUGCUUGAACAACGGUGGGCGAUCAAAGCUGUCCUGUCUGAUCGCACUAUCACCAACAGGCAGGAAGCACAGACUCUGGAGAUUGAAGACGACUGCUGGCAAAUAAUUGAGAAUUUCACACCUGUGCUGGCGACACUUAAAUGGGCCACGACUGUCAUAUCUGCGGAGACAGAAGUGUCCAUUUCAAACAUUUACCCGAUCACAUUCAGUCUCGUUCAGACUCACCUCGUGCCGAAAGAGAAUGAUGUCGAGCAAGUGUCAGAGUUCAAGCUCAAAGUUCAACAGUCACUUAGAAAUCACAUGGAGGUCGACUCUAAUGACCUAGCUUCAAAACCAGCUCUGAUCGCCUCCAUGUUGGACCCUCGGCACAAACAUCUGAGCUUCCUUACACCAACGGGGAGACUGGCUGCAAAGGUUAAGCUGCAUGAACUAGUUUCAAAAUUAGAUGCACUAACUACUACUGGGGGCACCAAGGAUGAGCAGCAGGAGACUUUGGUCACACCGGAUAUUAGCCAGGUGACUGUGCCCUCGCAAAUGAGAAGUGACACCAAAAACACUAUGGUGUUGCUCCUUGGCGACAACUACAGUUCUUCCUACGCCACCGACUCUGAGGCCCAGGUCGAUUACUAUUUGAGAGACAUCGCUCCCUCAUUAGACAUUAAUCCUCUUGACUGGUGGAGGGUAAAUGGACCGAGAUUCCCCAAACUGGCCACUCUGGCGAGACACUAUUUGUGUGUACCUGGGGUAUCGCUGCCAUCUUUAUUGUCAGAGGCUGGGCAAACAUUUGCAACAAUGCGUAGAAGACUGAGUCCAGAACAUGUUGACCUGAUGAUCUUUGUAAACAGAAAUGUAUAACUUGCAUGAUCUUAGAUGCUGAAAACACUAGUAUCCUAAUGGACUACAGAAUAAGGUUACUGAAGGGCAACAGAAGCAAGUCAGGGUAGAUGGGAAGAUGUUUUUAGCAUGGUGUACUUGCUUGUGUUUAACAGCGUUAUAAGCUAAAACUUGUUUGAUAAACUACAAAGUGGUAGUCAUUUUCUUAACAAUUGCUGUAACCUAGCUGCAGGCAAAUAUUUAACUACAUCAUCAAGUAGUUCCCAAACUUACAACACAGCAAUUUGUUUUCUCACUUCUCUUGACUUGAUACUGGCACUUUAGGCUUUUUUUUUCAUAAUUGGUUUAUGUUACUAUUACAUGUUACUGAUGUAUUAUUAUUACUAUUAUUGUUAUUAUUAUAGGUGGAAAAGCUCACCACACUAACCAUUGUAUUAACAGUAUUAUCAUUUCUCAUCUUUCAACCAAGCUCUGCUGAGAUAAAAUACAUACAGCUGUAGCAAAUGUGUGAUGAUCUGAUUGGGAACCAGCCGCUUUUG